GCUGGAGACCGCCUUCUUCUCUCCUCCCCGAAAACUAACCUUUCCCCAAUCCAACCAAGAACCAACCCUAGCCGCGCCGCCACCAACCCGGUCCGGUGGUACAUGACCCACCCCUCGUCCUCCUCCACCUCCGCCCCGGCGGCGGCGGAGGCCACCUCCCUCGCCCCGGGCUUCCGCUUCCACCCCACGGACGAGGAGCUCGUCUCCUACUACCUCAAGCGCAAGGUCCUAGGCCGCCCGCUCAAGGUCGACGCCAUCGCCGAGGUCGACCUCUACAAGCUCGAGCCAUGGGACCUCCCCGCCCGCUCCCGCCUCCGCUCCCGCGACUCCCAGUGGUACUUCUUCAGCCGCCUCGACCGCAAGCACGCCAACCGCGCCCGCACCAACCGCGCCACCGCCGGAGGCUACUGGAAGACCACCGGCAAGGACAGGGAGGUGCGCCAUGGCCCCAGGCUCGUCGGGAUGAAGAAGACGCUCGUCUUCCACGCCGGACGCGCACCCAAGGGCGAGCGCACCAACUGGGUCAUGCACGAGUACCGCCUCGAGGCCGAAGAUGCCUCGGGGAUCCAGCAGGAUUCCUUUGUGCUGUGCCGGAUCUUCCAGAAAGCUGGCCCGGGUCCACAGAAUGGGGCACAGUAUGGAGCACCCUUCGUCGAGGAGGAGUGGGAGGAGGAUGAGGAAGAUGUUGGUUUGCUUCCAGUGGGGGGAGAUUCCGUUGCUGACCAUGAGGUUCCGGCUCCUGUGGAAAUUCCUGGUGCAAUGGAGAAAGGCUAUCUUCAAAUGAGUGAUCUCAUUCAGAGUUUUGGUGAUCAAAAUGGGAAUGGUACUAUUGGUUUGCCAGUUUCUGAUACUUCAAAUAACGGCAAUCACUCUGAAGAUGCAGAUGGAAAUUCUGGGGAUAUUUUAAGUGACCCAAACCUUGGCUCUAAUUUUCUUCAGUAUAUUGACCCUGGAGAACAAAAUAGCAUAAUGCUUAAUGAAAAUAUGUUAUCUAAUGCCAAUGCUGGAGAUUUUUUUAAUAGUUCCAGCUCCAGUGAUGGAUUCCUAGAGCUGAAGGAUUUCGCAGAUGCUGCAAAUCUGGAGUGCCCUUUAGGCAAUGGCUCCACUAUCUGGCCUUCGGAUGGUUGGGCCUGGAAGACACUUGACUCUUUGGAGGCUGUCAAUGGGGUUAACAAUAAGAUUCCUCUGCUCCCUGAUGACCAGAUUUUCCAGUCAGAUGAAUUGGAACAGUUGUUGCAGUCAAUACAAGAAGAUUCCCAUAUGGACUCAAGUAUCAUUGAUCCCCCACAUUCUUCUAUAACAAAUUCAGUUAUGCCAGAGGAUGAUUCUGCGCUGUUCUAUGAUGCGCCCUUUGAUUCCACCAUAUGUGAUGACGGGUUUAGACAGCUGAAUGAAAUUCUUGGUUCACCAGCAACCAAUCUAUCUGGUAUUGGCAUGGUGGACGAUGGUAUGCCAUACUAUGAUGCAAUGGAUGAUACUUUAUAUAAUGAUAUUCUGGGCCCCAUACAGCAGCCAGCUGGUAGCAGUUCCCACGCUUUUAAUGGUCCAGUCCUUACCCAAGAGGUCAACAAUACCACCUAUACAUAUAGUCCAUCUCAAAAGGUUUUAGAACCUAAUUUUGUAGUUGGUGCCCCACCAUCUGCUAGGUUAUCUGAAGCUGGUAGUCAGUUAAAUUGUGUUGUUUUACCAGAUGAGGCUAAGAGUAGUUCUAUCGGAAAGAGAUUUGUAAAGAUGUUGGAUUCAAUCUCCGCUCCCCCUGCUUUUGCAGCGGAGUUCCCGGCUAACCUCCGCAAAUCCUUGGCUCCUAUUUCUGGAGCACGCCCCAACACCUUCCAUGUUUCUGCUGAAGUGAUCAGUAUAGGAAGUUUAGCUGUUGCUUCUCGCCCAGACAAGUGGUCCCUGCAAAAGGAUCAAGGCAUGGAGCUGCUCUUCUCCACAGGUUUUGAGCCUGAUACCCGUAUACCCUGCGGCUGCAACACCAUAACCACAGUACUGCGCAGUGGCUUCUGCCUCUUCUUCUUUUCAGCAAUAAUGCUCUUAGUGAGCUACGAGGUGGGCAUGUGCAUAUAUGGCAAGUAGCCUGGUAUUGGAGUAAUAUAAAUUAUGACGUUAGGUUAAUCCUUCAUGUGUUUGAGGCAGACUGAACUGGGGCCUCCUGCUAGCUUAAGUGUAUUGCAUUGCAUGACAUGGCCUGUGUGCGUUAAAAGCUGGGGCUAUUUAGCACUAGCAGUACCGUUUUGCAGCUCGAGAGCUAAUGGUGUAUGUAUGAAUCCCUCCAGUGCUAUUAGUAAUAGCUAUGCGAAUUGCUUCUCGUCAGUUCAUGAUGA
Phragmites australis (common reed) is the source of this 2327-nucleotide messenger RNA. Its product is annotated as NAC domain-containing protein 16-like. Lineage: Eukaryota; Viridiplantae; Streptophyta; Magnoliopsida; Poales; Poaceae. The transcript has 5 exons. The coding region runs from base 103 to 2079 and encodes 658 amino acids. Gene Ontology annotation, biological process: regulation of DNA-templated transcription. The record is from RefSeq and is a predicted model, not a curated record. Gene Ontology annotation, molecular function: DNA binding.